CCUUUCCAGUUGCUAUGACAACUAACAGAAAACUUAAAAUGUCAUGAAUAACAAACCUAUUUCCCUUUUAUUUACUUCUUAUUUAAUGAUUAAACAAAGCACCAGUUUGUGAUGGAUUUCAUUCAAUAAUGGGAGGUAAUGCAUUUCGAGAGGAGACAAAAUAAUCAAAGGAUGCUCCUCACUGAAAUGGAUUGUUUGAUGUAACAGGGUUACCUACUAACAGAAAUAUUUUUAAGAACUUUUUAAAAUUCGUCUGAUUUACCUACCUACUAUUACAUAAAAAUAAUAUGGCACACGUAAAAGAUAAAAUGUCUGAGAUUGACGAUCACAUUUUGAAACGGUUUGAUAUUCAAAAGAGACUCGGCAAAGGAGCUUACGGUAUAGUUUGGAAAGCAAUUGAUAGAAAAACUAGAGAAGUCGUGGCUGUGAAGAAAAUAUUUGAUGCGUUUCGUAAUCAGACUGAUGCUCAACGAACAUUUAGAGAAAUUAUGUUUUUAAAAUCAUUUAAGGAUCAUCCUAAUAUAAUUAAACUUCUUAGUAUUCACAGAGCUGCCAAUAAUAGAGACAUAUAUUUGGGUUUUGAAUAUAUGGAAACUGACUUACACAAUGUUAUUAAAAGGGGAAACAUUCUAAAAGACGUUCAUAAGCGCUACAUCAUGUACCAAAUGUUAAAAGCAACUAAAUACAUCCAUUCAGGAAACGUUAUCCAUAGGGAUCAAAAACCAAGCAAUGUGUUACUGGAUAGCUUGUGCAGGUGCAAAAUAGCAGAUUUCGGGUUAGCACGAUCCUUAACCCAAUCCCUUGGAAAUAGUCCAAAUGACACAGAUCCUACACUCACUGAUUAUGUCGCGACAAGAUGGUACAGAGCACCAGAAAUUUUAAUCGCAAACAGAAAAUACACUAAAGGAAUUGAUAUGUGGAGUUUAGGCUGUAUUUUAGCGGAGAUGGUCUUGGGAAAACCAAUUUUUCCAGGAACUUCGACGGUAAACCAGGUGGAAAAAAUAAUGGCGUCUAUUCCAGUACCAUCACAAGAAGAUAUUGCACUGGUAUGUUCAUCUGGUGUGGGUGAAUGUAUGAUCAAAAAUUCAGCAUCCUUGCAAAGAAUCCCAUUGAAAUUACUAUUAGGCUCUAAUGUCUCAGAAGAUUCUUUGGACUUAAUUAACAAUCUUUUAAUAUUUAGCCCAUACAAAAGACUUACUGCCGAACGAGCCUUAGAACACUCGUAUGUGUCUAGAUUUCGUAAUACCAACGAAGAAAUAGUGAUGAAUAUCAAUGUUAUUCCACCACUGAACGAUGACAUUCGUUUGACUGUAGACGAUUACCGUAAUAAAUUAUAUGAAAUCAUGUCUACACACCACCACAUUCGACCAACAAAAUCAUUAUUAUCGAGACCUUCAUUAAAAGUUAAUUCCGACAUGAAGACGGAUAAACAAGGGAAGCUUUACAAAGAUAUUAAUAAUUACGCUAAAUCCAAUUAUUACGAUAAAGAAAGAUCUUUGGCAACACUUGUGGAACCUAAACUAGGCCACGCAAAGGGAAAACUCAAACACAACAUUCAAGCACGUUCUGAACCAAAGAUAUUAAAAAAAUUUAAUAUGCUACCUCAAGAACUCAAUGGAAUCAAAUCUACGUCUGAUUAUAAAAAGUUCAACAACUCUUCCUGUGAUUUUCUAACACGUGAGAGGGGCACAACCAAAGCAUUAAAUUCAAAAAGUAAUGUGUAUGUGCCAUCCUUUAACAGCUUCAAUUCCACUCAUGGUAUUAUAACGCAAAGUGCCUUAAUGGAACUGCGAGCUGCCGGGAUGCGAUAAUUGAUUUAGUAGGUACUUUGGGAGGGACUUUUUUAAUACUGGGAUUUAAACACCAUUGUGCAUGUUUACACAGUAUUACGGAUCACUUUUUUGAUCUUUGCGAUUGUUUGACAGUAUUUAUAUACAACAUUUU
Photinus pyralis (common eastern firefly) is the source of this 1944-nucleotide messenger RNA. Its product is annotated as mitogen-activated protein kinase 15-like. Gene Ontology annotation, biological process: intracellular signal transduction; protein phosphorylation. Gene Ontology annotation, cellular component: cytoplasm; nucleus. The record is from RefSeq and is a predicted model, not a curated record. Gene Ontology annotation, molecular function: ATP binding; MAP kinase activity. NCBI's taxonomy places the organism in Eukaryota, Metazoa, Arthropoda, Insecta, Coleoptera, Lampyridae. Bases 288 to 1811 code for a protein of 507 amino acids. The transcript has 7 exons.